CACAAUAUAUCUGAAAGACAUAGUAUAAUUAAUUAGCAAAAGACAGUAAACUAUAGAUUUAAAUCAAUCAAUGACGAGCCAAGGAACAAGACGUCAUCACAAACAUCCCCUUCAUGAAUUUGAUUGCAAAAGUCUUUACAAGUGUGAUGGAUGUAAGAUGGAUGGUUUUGGGAAAAAAUUUAGAUGUGAAAAAUGCGACUAUGAUUUACAUCCCGAAUGCAAUAGUGCAGAAGCUAUAAUAGAAUUUAAAGGAAAAAAGUAUGAAUUUUUUUCAAAACCCCCAAAAGGGGUGAAUUGUCGCAAAAAUCAUAAGUGCAAGUCUGGUUGCAGAGGUUGUGAUGCUUGUGGAAUGACAAUUGAAGGAUAUAUGUAUCAUUGUACAGACAAUGAUCAGGAUUUCCAUCCUAAGUGUCUUAAAUUGAAACCACAAAUUAUCAUUGAAGAUGUCACCUUUACCCUUCAAUCUAAAAUGCCUCAAUCAUCCAAAUGUGCAAAGUGCAAAAAGAAUCUAGUACAAGGAGCCGUAAAAAAGAUCCCAGGGUGGUCAUAUGUAUCUGAAUAUGACGACUGUGAUUUCCACGUUUAUUGUGUGAUGGAAAUGGCUAUGGAAUCUUUGAAGUCUCUGUCAUCUUCAGAUCAAAUGAAUUCAAGUUCUGUUGAGAAGCAUCAGCAACGUAAAAUAAAGAAGAAAGGUUCGAGUAGUUCUAAAAGCAAAAGUUAUUGGUUCAACAUAAUCAAAAUAUUUAUGACUACUGUCUUCUCCAUACUAAUUGGAGAUCCAACAACGUUUGUUGCUUCUACCAUGGUUCAUCUCGUCACUCAAUCUGUUUUCAAUAUUGGAUGAUUAUUUAUUUCAUCAUCAAGAUUUCAACUGAUCAAUCACAUCCAUAAUUGAAGCUCUUUGGUGUUUUUCCUUGCUCUUUUGUGUGUGUGUGUGUGUGUGUAGGGCUUGUUUGGACUUUUUUGGUUUUCUAUACUUCUUUGUUUUCCCAGGAUUAAUCUGGUUGGUUUUGGCUUUUUGCCUUAGCUUGCUCUUCUGUGAGUGUGUUUCAUUUAAUUUAAUUACAUGUAAAAUAUACUGCAGGUUUGUUUGUGUGUGGUUUCUUUGGACUUUUUUAUUUUUUAUCAAUUAAUAUAUUUGUGUUUUUUUAUUAUAUGUUUGGUCAAGCUUGUGUGAUAGGAUGCUGGCUUGCAGAGUUAAUUUCAGUUUCACUCAAUCCUAUAUGUCGUAGGAAUAUUUCUUGAUCUAUUUCGACUCGAGACUCUUUGGCCGCGCUUUCUAUUAUGGAUAUGAGUUGCCGUCUUCCUUCCCUUUCUAGACCAUGAUCAUAGUGUUUCUAUGGACGGAUACACCCCGGAUGAUGAUGAUGAAUAUAUAUAUUUUUUGAUCUACAAUUGUUAUUUUCAUUGACUUAAUAUACACAACUUUAAUAGAUUAAAUCAAAAUACCAACUUAAGUAGCAUAAAACACCUAACUUAAACCGGUUAAAUAUCGACUUUAAUAGGUAAAAAGAUACCAACUUUAAUAGA
Molecule: messenger RNA, 1530 nt
Organism: Amaranthus tricolor (Joseph's coat)
Lineage: Eukaryota; Viridiplantae; Streptophyta; Magnoliopsida; Caryophyllales; Amaranthaceae
Product: protein VACUOLELESS GAMETOPHYTES-like
Exons: 3
Coding region: 71-844 (257 amino acids)
Source: RefSeq, a predicted model, not a curated record